This is a messenger RNA of Trypanosoma brucei brucei TREU927, 1875 nucleotides long. RefSeq names its product phenylalanyl-tRNA synthetase, putative. Gene Ontology annotation, cellular component: phenylalanine-tRNA ligase complex; cytoplasm. The coding region runs from base 1 to 1875 and encodes 624 amino acids. Gene Ontology annotation, molecular function: RNA binding; ATP binding; magnesium ion binding. The record is from RefSeq and is a predicted model, not a curated record. Gene Ontology annotation, biological process: phenylalanyl-tRNA aminoacylation. Lineage: Eukaryota; Euglenozoa; Kinetoplastea; Trypanosomatida; Trypanosomatidae. The transcript has a single exon.
AUGCCAACCCUCGCUGUUGUGCGUGAUUAUCUCUUUGAUUUUAUCGGGAAAAGCUACACGGAGGACCAAUUCGAAGACAUAUGCUUUCAAUUUGGUGUGGAGCUCGAUGAUGUGACAAGUGAGCGCGAGAUGUUCCGCCGUGAGCAAGGCGAAGCCGUUGCAGCCAAGGGAGAGGAGCUUUCUGAUGCCGUCAUCUACAAGAUUGAUACACCAGCCAAUCGCUACGACCUUCUUUGUGCUGAGGGAAUGGGUACUGCGAUGAAGGUAUUUCUCGGCAUGACCCCUGCGCCUCGGUUCCAAUUACUCAACCGUGCAAAUCCACUCUACAAAGUAACGGUGGAAAAGUCCGUGCGCAAUGUACGGGAUUACAUUGUUUGUGCCGUGUUACGAAACGUUCGUCUUGACAAGCGCAGCUACCGCAGUUUUAUUGAUUUUCAGGACAAACUCCACUUGGGUCUUGCACGACGCCGUGCGCUUGCUUCUGUUGGGACGCACGACUUGGAUAAGAUUAAUCAGAAUGAGUUCCUUUACGCCGCCCGGCCGAAGGAGAGCAUACGGUUUGUUCCACUCAAUCAACAGGAACGGGUGCUGGAUUGUCGGGGCAAUGGCCUCGCAGAGUUUUAUAAGGACGACCGACACAUCUCUAAGUUUAUUCCGCUUAUCUCUGAAUUCUCCCAUUACCCCGUGGUGCUGGACGGCAAGGGUGAAAACAUUCUCUCCCUUCCACCCAUUAUCAACUCGGACUACUCGUGCAUCAGUGCAAACACCAGGAACAUCUUUAUCGAGUGCACUGCACCAGAUCAUCACAAGGCGAGUGUUUUAGUGAACCAACUCGUUUGCGCCUUCUCAACUUAUUGCGAGAAGCCCUUUACCGUGGAGGCGGUGCGUGUUGUGUACGAUGAACCCACUCCUGAUGGCACGAAGGAGGAAGUGACUCCCAACUUGGAUCCUCGACUAGUCUCCGUAGAGCAGUCGAAGGUUGAGAAACUCAUUGGCAUUAAACUUAACUCAGCCAAUCAUAUGGGUGAACUUCUGGAGCGUAUGCUGCACCAUGUAGCAAAGGUGGAGGACAGCACCGUAACAGUAGAAGUCCCUCCAACGCGACCUGAUGUAUUGGGACCAACGGACCUUAUGGAAGAUGUUGCGGUGGCCUACGGUUACGAUAAUAUUACCCACAAAGAGUGCUUGACAUUUGGUGACGUGGCGCAGCAACCACUGAGUAAACUCUCGCAUCUUAUUCGUAUCGAGAUGGCUAACGCCGGUUAUAUGGAGCUCUUGACCUUUUCGCUUUGCUCCCGCGAGGAGGGAUUUACUCGUCUAAAUCGCGUGGAUGAUGAUGUGGCCGUACAUAUCGCAAACCCCAAAACUAUGGAGUUCCAAAUAUGCCGCCCCUCACUCAUGCCGGGCAUCCUAAAGACACUUAAUGCCAAUAAAUCGCACCCACUUCCCCUUCGAUUCUUUGAGUGCGCUGAUAUAGUUCUCUUGGAUAAUGAAAAGAACUUUCCUCCUGUCAUCACCCCAAAACUAGAGUACCCCAACUGCGGGGCGCGCAAUCAACGGCAUCUUGCCGCCCUACAUUGCUGUAGUGAGUCUAGCAGUUUUGAAGAUAUACACGGACUUGUGGAAUUUGUCAUGGCUAAACUUGGUGUUGUGCGGAAAGUGGGGGAAGAGGUUGUGGAUGGUGAUUCAUACACGCUGGAGAGGAGCAGUGAUGGUGCCUUCUUUCCUGGUCGUUGCAUGGAUGUUUUUCUGCACCGCAGUGGGCAGAAGGUGUGUAUUGGAGGCUUUGGUGUUGUUCACCCGAACACGCUGAAGGCGUAUGACAUCCCCUUUCCAUGCUCAUACAUGGAGCUGAAUGUUCAGUUUGCCCAGUAG